This is a messenger RNA of Penaeus vannamei (Pacific white shrimp), 1411 nucleotides long. Its product is annotated as serine/Arginine-related protein 53. The record is from RefSeq and is a predicted model, not a curated record. Lineage: Eukaryota; Metazoa; Arthropoda; Malacostraca; Decapoda; Penaeidae.
CAAAUUCAUACGUAUUCAAGCAUCUCCGCUAACAACAAACCGAGUGUAGUUUGCUCUCCGUUUGUUCCUCAUCAAUAGAGUUAAUAGAUAGUAUAGUAUAUAACGGAUGGUCCUCGGGAGACAAAAAUAUAAAUAAAUAGAUACAAGAGAAAUGGGUCGAUAUUCGAGUGAUUCUGAUAGCGAAAGAGGAGCGAGGAGAAGGAGGAGGAGUAGAUCACAGAGUGGUAGCAGCACAAGUUCCAGAAGUCGGCAUAAACACCACAGGAAAUCCAGGCGACACAGAAGGCAUUCAUCAAGCCGUUCAAGAAGCCGCUCACGCAGCAGGUCACGCUCUCGCAGAUCUCACUCCCGGAGCAGAGACCAGGACCGUUACAGGCGCCGUGGCAGCUACUCUCGCUCACGGUCACGGUCACGUGAGAGAUACAGCCGGAAGCACAAGAAGUCAAAGCACAAGCGCAGGAGAAGAAGUUCAAGCUCGGGGUCAGAACGCAGUGGCCGAUACUCAAAGUCUCGUUCAGCUAGAAGCAGCGCAGACCGAGAUCGCAGUAGCAGAGGCUCGACGAGAGACCCCGACAGAAGAGAAAGGGAAAGGGAGAAGGAGAAGGAGAAGGAAAAAGAAAAGGAGAAUAAGGCACUGAGCCAAAUAAAAGAGGAGCCAUAUCGCAGUAAACAGAUUGAAAUGACGGAAUCAGAGAAACUGGCCUAUUCCAAAGCAGUAGAGGAGAUUGAGGGUGACUCCUUUGUACAGCACAGCUUCAAGUCCAGCUCAGGCGACAAGAAGUCUCAGUCUUCAGCCAACGAUCAGAGCGAUGAGACUUUCAACUUUGGAACACAGGCGGAAGUCACAGCCAAGGGGGGUGGCAAGUUCAUACCGCUAAGUGACGACAGUCUUUUCAGUCCUCACCUCUUUGGAGAUCCGGAGGAAAGAGAAGAGAAGUACUUCCGCAGGAUUUUCUCGCUGAGGCAGAAGGCCGUGCUUGGGGAGCCAUUAUAGGAUAGUGGCAAUACAAGAAGAAUUAUUUAUUUAUGUUUGCAUUUUUUUAGGCCUCGUGGAAAUGUAUAGACUGUAUCAGAAUUAUAGUAACUUUAUUAUUAUUAGAAAAAAACAAUGAUAGCUGAUAUAAUCGUAUUAUAAUGAUGAAAGGUAUGACCAUCAGUUUUAUUUAAUGAUUUUUAGAAUUUCUUUUAAACACCACAAUAUCAGCUUUUAUGAGAAAUAAAUUUAUAGCUUAGUUUUGAAGAAAAUAUGUAUUUUGCACUUUUCAUUCAAGGUGAUAUGAAUUAUUAUUUUUUUUUUUAAUACUCAUAUGGCAUUAAUAUUUAUGCUAUUUAUAUGAUGUAAUGCAGUGCAAAAACAUUAGAAUGUAUUCUUUAUUUAAUAAGAAAAAAUAAUUGAUAUUUCAAUAAGAUA